Molecule: messenger RNA, 273 nt
Organism: Coccomyxa subellipsoidea C-169
Lineage: Eukaryota; Viridiplantae; Chlorophyta; Trebouxiophyceae; Coccomyxaceae
Exons: 2
Cellular component (GO): chloroplast thylakoid membrane
Source: RefSeq, a predicted model, not a curated record
UUGCAGCCAAUUCUCUCCGUUGGCAUUUUGUUCAUGAUCAUCCGGAUUGUUCUCUCCUGGUACCCACAGAUUCCUGGGGACAAGCUGCCCUGGUCAGUGGUGGUGAAGCCGACAGAGCCAGUCCUGGGGCCAACAAGGCGUGUGAUCCAGCCAGUGGGGGGCGUUGACAUAUCGCCCAUCAUUUGGGUGGCACUUUUGAGCUUCAUCAAUGAGAUAUUACUGGGGCCCCAAGGCAUCCUCAACCUCCUUCAGCGCAAAAUUGAUGUGCUUUGA